This is a messenger RNA of Prorocentrum cordatum, 700 nucleotides long. Lineage: Eukaryota; Dinophyceae; Prorocentrales; Prorocentraceae. The record is from the annotation of a GenBank genome assembly.
AUGACAGACUCGAGCAUUGCAAGCACUGCAAGGCUGACAGAGCUGAAGGAGAAGCUGCCAACGAGCUCAGCGACAGCGAGGAAGUCCUACGCGGCGCAGCCCCGCGUGCACUUCGUCGUGAUCCUGGCCGUGCUGAAGGGCAUCAAGGGCCUCUGCUUGCCCUGGGUAGCAGCCCUGCUGCUGAGUCUCGCCCUCGCGCUGGUAGUUGAGUUCGGUUCCAAGGGGUUCCUGAUCUCACGGAGCGGUGGCCUUGGAGGCAGGCUCCAAGUUGAUACAGACCGUCUCGAGGACCUGCUGAAGCGUUCAAACAAGCAGAAGGAGCGCGCGCUGGAGGUCCAGGCGAAGCUCGGGAAGGGGGACAAAGAACAUUGUGACAUCGUUGCACAGCUGGCAGGUGAUCUCGUGCAGCCCAAAGCUCAACAGCCUAAGACCUGCCUGGCACGCUUGGUCAACAGCGAGAUUGGGGCCGAGGAGCUAUUCGACACGGCGGCCUUUUUCGAUAUUGAAGAGCACGAGGCGACCGAAGGCGACAAGCAGGAGACCAAGCGGCGGAUGUCCACCAUGCAAGAGGCGCCGCAGAAGCGCGCGAAGGACUUGUUCUCUGGAGCCCUCGCCUCAGUCGGGAAUACCACGAAGGAGCAUCUCGAGCACAAGAACAGGAUGGCCAAGAAGCGGGAGAACGACUCUGGGGAGGGGACCG